AUGGCCGACAUGAGUGAACGAGGCUCCUCCCCUGCAACGGCCUCUCCACUCUCAGAUUCAGAGUAUGACUCGCCAUCGUAUGCUGGACAGACGAAUGGCCCCCUACCGUCUAUCUCACGUCCAAAUUCCCCCGAUUCGUCGCAUCCAGGGGACGAGCCACCCAUCGUAGAGGACAGCGUUACAUACCACAUCGGAGUCCACAAAUCGAGCUACUCUUGCGAAUGGGCAUCCUGUACGCGGCGGGGAUUAGCGCAGACCUCCAGGUUUGCCCUUAUAUCGCAUAUUCGGUCGCACACUGGCGAGAAACCUUUCAUCUGCAGUUUACCAGAAUGCGAUAAAUCCUUCACGCGAUCCGAUGCACUAGCUAAGCACAUGCGUUUGCAACACAAUAUCUCGCCGCCAGCCCCUGGGCGUGGAGCAUCACGCAAGCGCAAACGAAAUGGCGGAGAGGACGUGAAUUCGUCAGCCCGACCGCCGGAUACGCCCAACCAUGAAGGUAGCCAACGGUGGUCUCGACACCAACCACCCGACGCAGCGUCUGGUUUCAGUCAGUUCAAAGUCGAACCACACACGCCGUCAGAAUUGGAUAGUGCAGCGCUGCAGGAAGGAGAGGCGGGGAACUACUUUGGGUCGAAAGGCAACGGCAAUACAACCAACGGCACAUCUUUUGCCCAACCGCAGCCAAAACAUGGUUCGAUGUUCACGCGUAAUUCUCCCCCUCCCCCUUUCUCCUCCGCUCAAUCUAAUAUUCGCCCGCCUUCCCCUCCAUCCGUCUUCGAUCUCCUACCUCAGCGAUUUGUCGACCAAUAUGACGAAGCGACAGAUACUAUCAUGGGACGUACGCCGUAUCAGGUUUUGUACUUGUUAACCAAAGCGAAGUAUAAGUAUGCCCGCGAUCAACAGGAAGAAUUGGCGGCAGAGCUGGCGAACGCAGAGAUUGAGAUGAGUAGGUUAACUGGGGACAAGGAGAGGCUGGUGGAUGAUGUGCUCAGAGCGCUUGGAGGGCCGGAAGCUGAAAAGUUCAUUCAACCGAUCCCGCCUCCAGAUGCUGGUGUUGACAUGAGGCGGGAAGGGUCACUCCCCGUACAUGAAGCAAGGAUACAUAUGGGUGCCAAUGGCAAUGGUUAUUGA
Molecule: messenger RNA, 1131 nt
Organism: Pleurotus ostreatus (oyster mushroom)
Lineage: Eukaryota; Fungi; Basidiomycota; Agaricomycetes; Agaricales; Pleurotaceae
Exons: 4
Coding region: 1-1131 (376 amino acids)
Biological process (GO): regulation of transcription by RNA polymerase II
Cellular component (GO): nucleus
Molecular function (GO): RNA polymerase II cis-regulatory region sequence-specific DNA binding; DNA-binding transcription factor activity, RNA polymerase II-specific
Source: RefSeq, a predicted model, not a curated record